UGCUUCUUUGAAGAGUCAAGGCUGCUGAAAUGAAAGGCUGUGUGUGCUUGUGUCGAGCUGGCUUUGGCUGCUUGCCUAAUGGGCUGUCCUUUAUCUUUUGGAUCAGUCGGUGGCGGUAAUGCACCGGGAAGCUGUUUGCCAACAGUAAAUAACACCAAACGAAGAAGAAGUAGAAGUAGAAGAAGAGCAGGAAUUGAGCGAUAAAGUGGGAGAAACAAGGAAGGUGACUCUAAGCUCAGUGGUGUAACAGCUUACCGGCGGCAUAGUGCCAGAGGGACUCCAAAAUGUUUUCCUUGUCAAUGACAGUCCAGCCGCAGGUGACUGUCCCGCUUAGUCACCUCAUCAAUGUCGUCCACUCUCUGAAAAGCUCAGUGGGAAGCAGCAGCAGUGCCAAAUCAAGCAAACACAAGGAGCAUGCCUCAGAGUCAGACCUGCACGGCACAGAGCCCAUGUGCAGCCUGCGGGAGCUUGGCUUGACAGAUCUGGGAGUGCGACAGCUGGACAAACUGGUGAACAGUGUGUUGCCUAGCGUCAGCCAACAGGAGGUGCUGCUCCCAUCCAACACCAGCAGUCAGACAGCCUGGAGGACCUCCCAUCUCUCCUCACACUCUUUCUUCUGUAAUAAACAUGGCUUCUCAAGUGGUCCUAUGCCCAUGAUCGCCCCUGUUUUUUGCAGGCAGAGCCCUUCACCUCUUCAGUCCAUCUACACAGAGCUCCAGUACUGGCCAGUUUGGGUCCAGAGUAGAGGGUUUAAAACUCUCAGGACCAAAACUAGACAACUGCAGUUAUCUUCCGACCGCUCCAUGGACUCUGAUGGCUUCACACCAUCUUUUAUGAAGGGUUUCCUGACACGCGACAAGGGGUUAGAGAUGGAAACUUUAGACAGGCUGUUGAAGAACAGGAACAUACCUGACGGACAGCAGGAUGCAUUCAAGAGUGGCUUUGCUGAGGGCUUCCUGAGAGCUCAGUCCCUGACACAACGCACACAAGAUUCUUUGAGGCGGACUCGACUAAUCCUGCUGGUCCUGCUGCUGGUUGGGCUCUACGGCAUCUCCAAAACCCCCUUCCUAUCGGUGCGAUUCCGAACCACAUCAGGCCUGGACUCAGCAGUGGACCCUGUCCAGAUGAAAAAUGUGACGUUUGAGCACGUCAAAGGGGUGGAAGAGGCCAAGAAUGAGCUGCAAGAAGUAGUGGAGUUCCUCAGGAACCCGCAAAAGUUCACUGCCCUGGGAGGAAAGCUGCCGAAGGGCAUCCUGCUGGUUGGACCCCCUGGGACUGGUAAGACCUUGCUGGCCAGAGCAGUGGCAGGAGAGGCAGACGUACCGUUCUACUACGCCUCUGGGUCAGAGUUUGAUGAGAUGUUUGUUGGAGUGGGAGCCAGCCGCAUCAGGAACCUGUUUAGGGAGGCCAAAGCCAAUGCUCCCUGUGUGAUUUUCAUUGAUGAACUGGACAGCGUGGGCGGGAAGAGGAUUGAGUCUCCAAUGCAUCCUUACUCCAGGCAGACUAUCAACCAGCUACUUGCUGAGAUGGAUGGGUUUAAACCAAAUGAAGGAGUCAUCAUUAUUGGAGCUACCAACUUCCCAGAGGCCUUGGAUAAUGCCUUGAUCCGUCCAGGACGCUUUGACAUGCAGGUGACUGUCCCCAAACCAGAUGUUAAGGGACGCACAGAAAUCCUCAACUGGUACCUCAAGAAGAUUAAAGUGGAUCCAGAUAUUGAGGCCAAAAUUAUUGCCCGGGGCACAGUAGGCUUCUCUGGUGCUGACCUGGAAAACCUGGUGAAUCAGGCUGCCUUGAAAGCAGCAGUUGACGGAAAAGACAUGGUCACCAUGAAGGAACUGGAGUUUGCUAAAGACAAGAUCCUCAUGGGCCCAGAGAGAAGGAGCGUGGAAAUAGACAAGAGGAACAAGCUCAUCACAGCGUACCACGAAUCAGGCCAUGCCAUUGUAGCCUAUUACACCAAAGAUGCCAUGCCUAUCAAUAAGGCCACCAUCAUGCCCAGAGGACCUAGUCUGGGACAUGUGUCCAUGCUCCCAGAGAACGAUCGCUGGAGUGAGACUCGCUCUCAGCUGCUGGCCCAGAUGGACGUCAGUAUGGGCGGCCGCGUAGCCGAGGAGAUCAUAUUUGGCAAUGAGUCCAUCACAACUGGAGCAUCCAGUGAUUUUGACAGUGCCACCAAGAUCGCUAAACUGAUGGUGACAAGAUUUGGAAUGUGUGAGAAGUUGGGUGUGAUGACCUACUCUGAUAUGACCAAGCAGAGCCCAGAGACACAAGCUGCAGUGGAACAUGAAGUCAGGAUCUUAUUGAAGGACUCUUAUGAGCGGGCCAAGGCGCUCCUGAAGUCUCAUGCCAAGGAGCACAAGAACCUGGCGGAUGCUCUGCUGAUGUACGAGACACUGGAUGCCAAGGAGAUCCAGCUGGUACUGGAGGGCAAGACCCUAGAGACCAGAUGAAACCAGCCAGGCCAGCAACAAUCAGGGUUGAGCGGGGAAGGGUUGAGAUUUUGACUGCUCAGGGUUUAACAUUUGGAGGGAGGACAGUGCUAGAAUGGUUCUGAUUGGGGUCAGAGGUCAUGGUUUCAGGGCUCACAGCGUGCAUUCAUUAAGUAUCUUACUGCUCAUCUGGGACUGUGCUAUUUCGCCAUGCAGGUUAUCCAGUCAUCAAUUUGUAAUCUGGUCCGUGUUCCUAAAAAGUCCUUUUGUUUUAAAUCAGAUAUUUUAUGAAAGCUGUCAUUUAUUUAGAUCUAAGGAAGUAUAUGUUGGGAAGAAAUGUAGAUAGAUAGAUGUAAUCUUUAUUGUCCCACAGGAAAUUUGUUUUCACAGCCUGUACAACACAAAAAACAUACAGAUAACCAUAUCACAGCAUACAGACUUACAUACAGCCUCCACCCCUCCAAUAUCUUCAGCACAUAUACAUAAGACAGAGUGCUGACAUAAAUGCUGGCAUGACAUGACAGACUGUGUUGUCGCUGCAGAGCAUGUGCAGUAGAACCCGUACAUGGUAGAACCCAUGGUAGAAAUGUAUUGUGUAUAUGGAGGAUAAACAGUGAGGUAAACAUCAGUGCUGUCAGCUGGGGGCUCAUACAGAAUGUUCAACAAUCCAACAUUGAAACCUGUUAUGAACAGCAAUAAAACUUAGGAAGUUAAGGCAAAAUGAAGCCCUUAAUGUGAGUAUUAGAGUUAUGUCAUGUAAUGUGACAUGAGUCUAAUGAAUUAGGGUUUAGUCAUCUGCUGUGUUAUUAUUUUUUCAUGUGAUCUGAUUGCUGCAAGCAGGAAAUUACAUUUGAUCAUUGAAUGCACAGGUCCUGUGUAUGAAGAGUAAUGUGCAAUGUAUAGCAUGUCGCUCAGGUCGCUUUAACGGGUGGUAGGAGAUGGGGGAAUACGUAUUCAUGAAUGUAAAUAUGCACCUAAAACUUAAAUACAGUAUCUGGAUAGGAUUCUCUUUUAAAUGUUAAAUGUAUGUGUACAUAUGCACAAAUUAGCUGAAAUUUUGUCAAAUUCCUUGAAGCCACGUUUAUACAGCUUCUUAUUCUGUCAGUAUGAAACACCAAGCAGCAUGUACUGUCCUGCAGUUACUCAACCCAAAGAGUUGCUGUGUAAUCAUGCCAGCUAGGAUUUGAUUGAAUCUCAGCUCUUAUAUUUUUUCACUUGUCUUCCAGUGUUUGACUGUAUAUCUGUUAUUUAUCCAGUAUAUCUCUGUUACUUGCAACAGGCCAUGUUGUCUCUACUUUGGUGUGUUUUGGUGUGUUUCUCAGUAGCACUGAGCUGUCAGAUAGGCUGCUAACUAAAGAUCACCAUCUUUGUCUCCCUGUUUGACACAGCUUUCUCAGUCUGAGAUGCUUUAAAUGUGUCCGGUGUGGCUAAAUAGAUGAAAUACCAGUAUUGUCCUAUGCCACUGCACCCCUCUUUCAUAUUCCCAAAUUUCUGUCAGCUGUCUUUUUUAUUUCUAAAGGUGGCCUUUUUGGGAAUGUAAAUGUAAAUUUCUCCAUUUGAAGUGGGAAAUGUAUAAAAUUGAGCUGCAAUGACUCAGCACUUUUGGUAAGUGUGAAUUGAAAACACACUAGCACACUCUGAGUGUAAUGCCUAUCAUUGCAUUGUGUACAAAUGGAAUGAAAAAAAAAUGCUGCUCUGCCUCAAAAAGAUGCAUUAGGUCAACUUGCAACAGAUACAGGCAAAGUUUAGAUAGCGAGAGCACUGGAAUCUUGAGGAUGUAAUGAAACUCAUUUUUCCAUUGAUCUGAACUUGGCCUCUGAAGAGCAUCCCUGCAAUAUCAUUGUAAAUUCACUGUAAAUCAUUUGAUCAUAUUCAGUAGUUCCCAUAGCUGUUUCUUUUAUCAUUUCCUCAGCAUUUAGAGAGGUUUGGCACCCACAUAUAGUGCUCCACAGCCUCUUGAUUUACAAACAAACUUGCCCAGUACAGUGGAGAAUGCCAAAAUGUACAGUACUCACUGGCACAACUUCAAACAAAAGGGAAGCUGUCACAAGAACACACAGCUUAAGUUUCAGCAGAUCAAGAAAUUUAAUUGUAACGAAAUGCACUUGAUUUGAAAUGUGACAUUUUUGUCAACACAGAAUAGAAUAGAAACUUAAGGUCAUCAGUCUGUUGAAAUGUUAAUUAUCUUACUAUUUCAAGUGAAUAGUUACAGCAGUGAUAAUCGUUGAAAGCCAUAUUUUAUUUCGCAUUUGAGAACACUGAUUUCUUUGAAGGUUAAGCUCCCCUCUAUCUGAUAUCCAGCAUAAGGUAUGUAUGUUUGUGGUUUCUUUGCCUCAGUCAGAUAUUUAAAUUGUUUGGUUAUUGGCCUUUACCCAUGUUUAGUUGUAUAUAUGAUUGGGAUUUAAUGGGGACAUUGUAUAUAAAUGUAUAGUAAUGCUUUUAUGCUGUAUAAACUUUGAAUGGCUCUCUUGCUGUUGAUUGACAAGGUCUCAACACUGUGAUUGCAAAAGUGAGCGGAUAUUUGUGCAGCUGGAAUAAAUAAAAAGAUAACUAAGUAAAA
Molecule: messenger RNA, 4989 nt
Organism: Myripristis murdjan (pinecone soldierfish)
Lineage: Eukaryota; Metazoa; Chordata; Actinopteri; Holocentriformes; Holocentridae
Product: ATP-dependent zinc metalloprotease YME1L1-like
Exons: 19
Coding region: 285-2450 (721 amino acids)
Biological process (GO): protein quality control for misfolded or incompletely synthesized proteins; mitochondrion organization
Cellular component (GO): mitochondrial inner membrane
Molecular function (GO): ATP-dependent peptidase activity; metalloendopeptidase activity; ATP hydrolysis activity
Source: RefSeq, a predicted model, not a curated record